ACCCCAGAUGCAUGGGUCACUGGUGAUUUCAAGAAUCAUCUGACUUUGCUGCCUACGAUGCCUCUUGUACCGGCAACAAUAGCUUUAGCUACCACCUCAAUUGGAACAUCGGUUUCUGUCCCCUCUGUAGUUAUGGCAACGCAGUCAUUUGGCGGCGAUUCAACAGUCGACUCUUUCGGGAGCACCAAAGCACCCUUAUUCUUGUCCUCCUCUUCCGCACAGCUUUCAUCAAGCCUCCUUUACCCCUCCUCCAAUCGCCACACGGCGUUCGUUGCCAUGCCACGAAAAGAGCAGUAUGGCGCUCACCAACUAGAUCCAGGCUUACAGAUACCUCCAAAAUCCACUGGUCCAUUGUCCGUGCCCGAUAGUGCCUCUUUCUACUCCUCCAUCUCUUCAUCCUCUUCCCCAUCACCGUCGUCUUCUCCCUCUUCUUCUCCUUCUUCCUCUUUGGCUUCAUCGUCUUCUUCAUCUUCGUCUUUCUUCACUUCUCCUUGCUCUUACUCACUCUCUUCACAAACCUCUGCCGCGCAAGGUUCAUUCGCUUUCUUGCCUCCUCCAACUGAUAAAGUUGACAUACGUACAGGUCGCGGCUACCUGCAUGCUCUACAUCCGCCCGGCAGCAUGUCCAGAGAGUCGUCUUCUCCUCUUCAAUGCUCCAGUAGCUUCGCCACGAGCCUCUUCGAGGCCCCAUCUACCAGCGUCCCCUCAUCUGCACCGAACUCGGAGCAACGCUCGAGUCUGGUCCAACCUGAGGCAGUUGCUACCACCUCGGCGACAGCUUUGACGCUAGCUCAAGCCAAUUUGUCGCAAAUUGAACGCUUGGCCUGUAUCAGCAUGUCAGACCCCUCGACAAUCAGUCGACAUCAGCUACAACGGCAAUCUGAUAAGCCAAUCGGUCAGAGUCUGAGUCUGAGUCCACGCAGUGAGGUUUCUGAGAAUGUGGGAUACCUGAAGAUGCUGGGACAAAGGUGUGAGGAGGCUGAAAAUGUGAUUAAAGGUAAAUGUUUCAAGACCACCGGGUGGGUAGCUACGAGCGCUGGGAUAACAUUGGCAUCAUCAGCAUCUUUAUUUUUAUUGGACACUGAAUCUAGUCAUACUUUUACAAGAUAUGGAAAUAUCGUUAGUUUAUGA
Protopolystoma xenopodis is the source of this 1131-nucleotide messenger RNA. The record is from the annotation of a GenBank genome assembly. Lineage: Eukaryota; Metazoa; Platyhelminthes; Monogenea; Polystomatidea; Polystomatidae.